AUGCUGCUGCUCGCAGCGGUGCUCCUGGGCAUGCCAGGAGCGCGCGGGCGCCCAGCGGAGGAGGACGAGGAGUUGGUGCUGCCCGCCCUAGAACGCGCCGCAGGACACGAGACCACGCGUCUUAGCCUGGAUGCCUUUGGUCAGCAGCUGCGCUUGGAGCUGCAGCCCGAUCGUGGCUUCCUGGCGCCCGGUUUCACCCUCCAGACCGUGGGACGCAGACGGGGGCCCGAAGCGCGGCUCUCGGACCCCGUAGGCGACCUGGCGCAUUGCUUCUACUCUGGCACAGUGAACGGCGACCCAGGUUCCGCCGCCGCCCUUAGCCUCUGCGAGGGCAUUCGCGGUGCAUUCUACCUGCAGGGCGAGGAGUUCUUCAUCCAGCCUGCGCCCGCAGCCGCCACCGUGCGCCUUGCCCCCCUGGCCACUGGGGAGGAGCCGCCUCAGCGGCCGCAGUUCCACCUCCUACGACGGAGGCGGCGUGGCGGCGGCGGCGCCAAGUGCGGGGUCCUGGACGACGAAACCCUGCCUCCAAGGGGCGCGGAGACCGAGAGAGAGGAUGCAGCGGCUCAGUGGCCGCAACCAGACCCGGAGCCGAUGCGCACAGAACAGCCAACAGGAUCUGGAAGCAUAAGAAAGAAACGUUUUGUGUCCAGCCACCGCUAUGUGGAAACCAUGCUUGUGGCUGACCAAUCAAUGGCAGAGUUCCACGGCAAUGGCCUGAAGCACUACCUUCUCACCUUGUUCUCGGUGGCAUCCAGGUUGUACAAACACCCCAGUAUUCGGAAUUCAAUUAGCCUGGUGGUUGUGAAGAUCCUGGUCAUCUAUGAGGAACAAAAAGGUCCAGAAGUGACCUCUAAUGCUGCUCUCACACUGAGAAACUUCUGCAAUUGGCAAAAGCAGCACAACCCACCUAGUGACCGAGAUGCUGAGCACUAUGACACUGCAAUUCUUUUUACCAGACAGGACCUAUGUGGUGCCCAAACAUGUGACACUUUGGGAAUGGCUGAUGUUGGAACUAUGUGUGAUCCUAGCAGAAGCUGCUCAGUCAUAGAAGAUGACGGUUUACAAGCUGCCUUCACCACAGCCCAUGAAUUAGGCCACGUGUUUAACAUGCCACAUGAUGAUGCAAAGCAGUGUGGCAACAUUAAUGGUGAGAACCGGGAUUCUCACAUGAUGGCGUCAAUGCUCUCCAACCUGGACCGCAGCCAGCCUUGGUCUCCCUGCAGUGCCUACAUGAUUACAUCAUUUCUGGAUAAUGGUCAUGGGGAAUGUUUGAUGGACAAACCCCAGAGUCCCAUACAGCUACCCUCCGAUCUCCCAGGGACCUUGUAUGAUGCCAACCGACAGUGCCAGUUUACAUUUGGGGAGGAAUCCAAGCAUUGCCCUGACGCAGCCAGCACAUGCACAACUUUAUGGUGUACAGGCACCUCUGGUGGGCUGCUAGUGUGCCAAACCAAACACUUUCCUUGGGCAGAUGGGACCAGCUGUGGAGAAGGAAAGUGGUGUGUCGGUGGCAAAUGUGUGAACAAGACAGACAAGAAGCAUUUUGGUACUCCUGUUCAUGGAAGCUGGGGACCCUGGGGGCCAUGGGGAGACUGUUCGAGGACUUGUGGUGGAGGAGUUCAGUAUACAAUGAGAGAAUGUGAAAAUCCAGUCCCAAAGAAUGGAGGAAAGUACUGUGAAGGCAAGAGAGUACGCUACCGGUCCUGUAACAUUGAAGACUGUCCAGAUAAUAAUGGAAAGACCUUCAGGGAGGAGCAAUGUGAGGCACACAAUGACUUUUCCAAAACUUCCUUUGGGAGUGGGCCUGCAGUGGAGUGGACGCCCAAGUAUGCUGGCGUUUCUCCAAAGGACAGGUGCAAGCUCAUCUGUCAAGCCAAAGGCAUUGGCUACUUCUUUGUUUUACAGCCCAAGGUUGUGGAUGGUACUCCAUGUAGCCCCGAUUCCACCUCUGUCUGUGUGCAAGGACAAUGUGUAAAAGCUGGUUGUGAUCGUAUCAUAGACUCCAAAAAGAAAUUUGAUAAAUGUGGUAUUUGUGGUGGAAAUGGAUCUACAUGUAAGAAAAUAUCAGGAUCAGUCACUAGCGCAAAACCUGGGUAUCAUGAUAUUGUCACAAUUCCAACUGGAGCUACAAACAUUGAAGUGAAACAGCGGAAUCAGAGGGGAUCCAGAAACAAUGGAAGUUUUCUUGCCAUCAGAGCUGCUGAUGGCACAUAUAUCCUUAAUGGUGACUUCACCUUGUCCACUUUAGAGCAAGACAUUACAUACAAAGGUAAUGUCUUGAGGUACAGUGGCUCCUCUGCAGUGUUGGAGAGAAUCCUCAGCUUUAGUCCACUCAAAGAACCCUUAACCAUCCAGGUCCUAACCGUGGGCAAUGCCCUUCGACCUAAAAUCAAAUACACUUAUUUCGUGAAGAAGAAGAAGGAAUCUUUUAAUGCUAUCCCUACCUUCUCAGAAUGGGUCAUUGAAGAGUGGGGAGAGUGUUCCAAGUCAUGUGGAUCAGGGUGGCAGCGAAGACUGGUGGAAUGCAGAGACAUUAAUGGGCAGCCCGCUUCAGAGUGUGCCAAGGAAGUGAAGCCAGCCAGCACCAGGCCCUGUGCAGAUGUGCCCUGUCCCCAUUGGCAGCUGGGGGAAUGGUCACCAUGUUCUAAGACUUGUGGGAAGGGUUAUAAAAAGAGAACCUUGAAGUGCUUGUCCAAUGAUGGGGGAGUGUUGGCCCAUGAGAGCUGUGAUCCUUUAAAGAAACCUAAACAUUACAUAGACUUUUGUACAAUGGCAGAAUGCAGUUAAGCAAUAGCAGUGAUGAGGGAAAAGCGAAGUGGGGAAGGGCUGAUAGAUGCACUGAAAUCAAGAAGGCUGAAGGAACCUAAUGUACCUUGCAGGUCGUCAAGGAGUGUCAAUGAAAUGGGAGGUUGGAAGUAGAUUGGAAAGAAGUUAGGUCAUGAAUUUCCUGCCACUUACAAAUAUGAUAGGCUAGUGUAAUGUGAAUUAUUAGAAGAUGAUAACGCCCCAGGGCAUUAUUAUUAUUGCUUUUGUUGCAUUCAUCACAAGUUCAAAAAAAAGAGAACAUUGUCAAA
Molecule: messenger RNA, 3074 nt
Organism: Chrysochloris asiatica (Cape golden mole)
Lineage: Eukaryota; Metazoa; Chordata; Mammalia; Afrosoricida; Chrysochloridae
Gene: ADAMTS1
Product: ADAM metallopeptidase with thrombospondin type 1 motif, 1
Exons: 9
Coding region: 1-2787 (928 amino acids)
Biological process (GO): extracellular matrix organization; proteolysis
Cellular component (GO): extracellular matrix
Molecular function (GO): metalloendopeptidase activity; zinc ion binding
Source: RefSeq, a predicted model, not a curated record